Messenger RNA from Hyposmocoma kahamanoa, 2667 nucleotides. It is a transcript of the gene Efa6, whose product is annotated as PH and SEC7 domain-containing protein 1. The transcript has 16 exons. NCBI's taxonomy places the organism in Eukaryota, Metazoa, Arthropoda, Insecta, Lepidoptera, Cosmopterigidae. Bases 241 to 2667 code for a protein of 808 amino acids. Gene Ontology annotation, molecular function: guanyl-nucleotide exchange factor activity; phospholipid binding; protein binding. Gene Ontology annotation, biological process: regulation of ARF protein signal transduction. The record is from RefSeq and is a predicted model, not a curated record.
CAAGUAAAGGCAAGUGUGCGGCGUUACCUCUCCGCCGCGGCCGAGCGGCGGACUAACACAGCCCGAACUAACCACGACAAAAACUCACUGUCAUCUAAUUCGAACUCCACCAGUUCAUCCUCGAGCAAUUCCUCAUCGAACGGCUCUGGCGUGAACUCGGGGGAAAGCUGCGAGGCCCUACUGGGCGCGGGUGGCGGGGGCGGUGUGCGGCGGGUGUCGCAACCCAAGUUUGAGACCUACAUGAUGACUGGGGACUUAAUGCUGAACCUGUCGCGGGUAGAACAUACUAUAAACCACGCACCGCCUCAUCCACCUUUAUAUCAUAGAUACAACUCUACGCCGGCUUCGCCAAUCGAGAACCGCCUUUAUGGAAAGGUAGAACUGGCGCAGCGGCACAAUUCCUCACCAGACACCGGGCUCGUUGGAGACUCCAAUAACAAACUCUCCCAACCGGCGUCACCGGCCGGCGGGACGACAGGCCCGCAGCACGAGCUCACCUCGCGGACUGCACACACGGUACGGACGUCGAGGUCGGAAGACCAUUUGCAGAAGGAGUCGUCGUUAAGCGCGGUGGCGGUGGACAUGGAGGAAGAUGUGACGUCGUCACUCAACACGUUACUAGAUGCGAGACCUGACUCCGCCACCCCCAGGACGCGAUCCAAUUCCCGCUCGGAAAAAGACAGAAUCGUGUGGACUUACAACGCGCCGGUGUCCUGCGCGUCGGCCAGCGAACGCACGCAGUACAACGGAUCUGGACACACCUCCAACUCCACCUCUAUAUCGGACGGCAUAUCACAACGUAUGGUGCGCAGGUCGUCGUCUCCCGCGUCGCCGACGUCGGUGUCGUCGUCGGUGAUGUCGUCGCGCGCCACGCCACCGCACCGGCCGCCUCCGCACCACCCCCCGCCUCUCCGCACGCUCAACGGAGAUAUGAGCCUAUCCGAAGCAGUGUCCAACAUUUCGAGUCCCGAUUAUCAAGAUCAAGACGACAUGUUCGAGACUGGCCGAGAAUGUCCGAGGAUGGAGCUCUCGGACCCGUCGGACUCCGACUCGACGAUCCUCGUCUCGGAGCCUUGCCACAAGCGGGCGAAGUCCAACAGCUCGUACUCCAACGAACACGGUAGUGAUGUGACGUUGAACGGGGACCAUAAUAACGAUUAUAGGAUAGUGAUACAAGUGAAAGGACCCGAGAAAAACGCGAACAGUGAAAGUGUUAACAAUAAUUUACCUAAUGGAAAGGAGAAUGGACAUAAUUCGCCCGAGAAUCAAGGGUACCAGGAACUAGGAAACAACUCAGACGCAGGGUCGGACGAGGGUUCUGAUGGUGACUCACUACACUCAUUCCACUACAGCCCUAAGGCUGUGGACAUCCCGUCGGCUGAGCGGCUCGCCAAGCGGCUUUAUCAUCUCGACGGAUUCAAGAAGUCUGAUGUCUCCAGGCAUCUUAGUAAAAACAACGAAUUUUCCCGCGCGGUGGCCGAGGAAUACGUGAAACACUUUGACUUUACCGGCGCGACCUUGGACGCGGCGUUGCGGACGUUCCUAGGCCGAUUCGCGCUUAGCGGAGAAACGCAAGAGCGGGAGAGGGUGUUGGUCCACUUCAGUCGGCGCUUCUUGGAGUGCAACCCUGGCGCUUUUAACUCUCAGGACGCUGUACACACGCUGACGUGCGCCAUAAUGCUGCUGAACACCGACCUGCACGGCGCCGGCGCCGCCGCCUUCCGACGCAUGACGUGCGCAGAGUUCGUGGACAACCUCACCGACCUCAACGACGGGGAGAACUUCCCCAAGGACACGCUCAAGCAACUCUACCACGCCAUUCGCAUGCAGCCACUCGAGUGGGCUCUCGACACGGAGGCGGCGCCGGCGCAGGGCGACAGCGGCGGCGGGCUGGGGCGCGGGGUGGGCGCCAACCCCUUCCUCGACGUGCCCGACCAGUCGCGAGCCAUCGAGUACAAGAAGGGCUACGUCAUGCGCAAGUGCUGCGUCGACCCCAACGGCAAGAAGACACCGUUCGGUCGGCGAGGAUGGAAAAUGUUUUACUGCACGCUCAGAGACCUGGUCCUAUAUUUACACAAAGACGAGCACGGGUUCCGGCGAAAUCAAAUGUCUGACAAUCUGCACAAUGCAAUCAGAAUACACCACGCGUUAGCAACGAAAGCUACAGAUUACACGAAAAAGCAACACGUAUUCAGAUUGCAGACUGCGGACCAAGCGGAAUACUUAUUCCAAACUAGCGACUCGAAGGAGCUGUGCUCGUGGGUGGAGACCAUAAACUUCGUGUGCGCGGCGUACUCGGCGCCGCCGCUGGCCGGCGCCGUGGGGUCGCAGCGCAAGUUCCAGCGGCCGCUGCUGCCGUGCAGCCACACGCGCCUGUCCAUGCGCGACCAGCUGGCGGCGCACGACGCGCGCGCCGCGCAGCUGGAGGACGAGCUGGCGGCGCUGCGCCACGCCCGCGACGCCUCGCCGCACGCGCGCGACAAGGACCACUACCUGCUCUACGAGAUCAAGCGGUACAAGACGUACGCGUACGUGAUGCGCGCCCGCGCGGGCGGCGCCGGCGCAGACGACGCCGCGCCCGCGCUGCCCGAGCGGGGCGAGCGCGCGGAGAGGGGCGAGAGGGGGGAGAGGGGCGAGCGGCCCGAGCGGCACGCGGCGCCGCCCUGA